Molecule: messenger RNA, 1524 nt
Organism: Lentinula edodes (shiitake mushroom)
Lineage: Eukaryota; Fungi; Basidiomycota; Agaricomycetes; Agaricales; Omphalotaceae
Product: ATP phosphoribosyltransferase
Exons: 8
Coding region: 278-1186 (302 amino acids)
Biological process (GO): L-histidine biosynthetic process
Cellular component (GO): cytoplasm
Molecular function (GO): ATP phosphoribosyltransferase activity; magnesium ion binding
Source: RefSeq, a predicted model, not a curated record
UCUGGAAUCUUCUGUCUAACUGUUUGCCUUGUCUAUCUAAAUCAUCCAUCCCGCUUGUUACUCUUACACUGCUCUUCUCUGUGACGCGAAUACUUAUUGCAUAUACACUUUUUUGGUCUCUCGUGCAUUCAAUCUCGCGUCUUCUCAACGAUCGUCUUCUCCUCCAAAGCUUCGCGCGCCUCAAGACUUGGAUGAAUUUCAAUUGUAUCCAUAUGCAUUACCUAAUAACUUCAUCCCUUCUUCCCUGUACACCCAAAUUCCACAACAAUAUUCAUUCAUGAACGCGGAUUCUCUUGACGGACGUUUACUGUUUGCAAUUCCCAAAAAAGGGAGACUGUAUGAAAAAUGCUUAUCGAUUCUUGCUGGUGCGGAUAUUCAGUUUCGACGACACGCUCGAUUAGACGUCUGUCUUGUUCUUAAUCACCCAAUCGCGCUGGUCUUCCUUCCUGCAUCCGACAUCCCAAGUUUCGUCGGCAAGGGCAAUGUCGACCUCGGUAUCACAGGACAUGAUGUAAUUCUCGAAUCGCAAAUGCACGAGCACGUUACCGAAGAGCUCCGGCUAGGGUUUGGCAAGUGUGCCCUGCAAGUCCAGGUCCCAGAAGCUGGGUCAAUAAAGACCGUCGAAGAUCUUGUCGGUAAAAGGGUUGUUACAAGUUUUGAGGUGCUCUCAGGGGAGUAUUUUGGUAAACUGGACGAUAUUUUUCAACUCUCCGGCGAGAAACGUACGAAGAUCGAUUAUGUUGGCGGUAGUGUCGAAGCUGCGUGUGCGUUAGGGCUUGCUGAUGGCAUUGUUGACUUGGUCGAGUCCGGAGACACCAUGCGUGCGGCUGGUCUUCACGCGAUCGCUACCGUAUUAGAAACAGAAGCUGUCCUCAUCAAAUCCCGAAUCCCGAAACACGAAGCACAUUCUAGCCUCAUCAACCUCAUCACCAAUCGAAUCAAGGGUGUCGUCGCUGCCAGCAAAUAUGCCAUAUGUCAAUAUAACGUUGCUCGAGACCGACUUCCUUCAGCUAUCGCAAUCACUCCCGGGCGCAGGGCACCGACUAUCAGCCCAUUGGAAGCGGACGGUUGGGUGGCCGUCAGUAGUAUGGUCGAGAAGAAGAAAGUCGCUCAAAUAAUGGACGAUCUUGUAGCAACUGGGGCCGAGGAUAUACUCAUAUUUAAUCUUGAUAAUUGCAGAGUUUGAUCGUGUAUGAACUAAAGACAACAACUAUCUAUGCAAGGCGCAGGUCUCGAAGAUCAAGCCACGAGGGAAUCAUUUUUUCAAAACUUGACACUUAUACAAGGGGGUUGUCGGUUGCACGCGGACGUUUCAGUAUGGAUUUAUCUUCCUUGUCGACGGUCCUGAUCCAGUUCAAAAACGAUGGGUUUAAGGCGAUGACGACCCCACAAUCCGUGUAUAACACAGCGCUGCAAAGUCGAUUUCACAUAUAAGCGUGCCUCAACGCUCGAUCCCCCACACGGGAAAGUAUGUAUAUUCAAUGUUGAGGUCGACGCUGUUAAGUAGAGGAUGUCAGAUGUCAA